UUCGUCUCUAUCUUAUUUACUCGAUUGCUUUUUGAUCUGUUGAUUCUGUGGUUUGAUUUGAUUCUUCUGGUUCUGUUUUGCUCUGUUUUUGGUGUUUAAUUCUUCUUAACAAGUAAGUAAUCUUCGAUCGGAAACUUGAGCGUUUGGUGCGUGUAAGAUAAGGGUAUAUGAGUUUGUUGAAGAUGGGUGGCGAUAUGAUGGAAGAUGAUUGGGAAUUUGCUUCAUCGUCAAACCCUAAACGAACCCUAGUUCUUGUAGGCCGUACUGGAAACGGAAAGAGUGCGACAGGGAACAGUAUCCUUGGGAGGAAAGCUUUUAGGUCAAGAGCUAGAACUGUAGGAGUGACGAGCACGUGCGAGUCACAGAGAGUUGUUCAAGAAGAUGGUGAUAUCAUUAAUGUGGUUGAUACUCCUGGUUUGUUUGAUUUGUCCACUGCAGCUGAUUUUAUUGGGAAGGAGAUUGUGAGGUGCAUAAGUUUGGCAGAAGAUGGGAUUCAUGCAAUCUUGUUGGUAUUCUCUGUUAGGCGGCUUGCUGAAGAGGAGCAAACUAUUCUUAGUUUCUUGCAAGCACUAUUCGGCAGUAAAAUCGCUGAUUAUAUGAUCGUUGUUUUUACCGGUGGGGAUGAGUUGGAAGAGAAUGAGGAGACAUUGGAGGAGUAUUUGGCUGACUUUUGCCCUGAGUUUCUGAAAGAAAUUCUUGGGAUAUGUGACAAUCGGGUGGUCUUGUUUAAUAACAAGACUACUGAUAAGCUCAAGAAAGCUGAGCAAGUUCAGAAGCUUCUCUCACUUGUUGAAUCGAUUGUCAAACGAAACAACGGAAAACCGUAUACAGAUGAGUUGUUCCAUGAGCUACAGGAAGAGGCUAUCAAGCUAAGGGGCCAGAAAAAGGAGGUUGAAGCGCUGAAGGGUUACUCAAAUAAUGAGAUAUCUGAGUUCAAGAAGCAGAUUGAUAUGUCCUAUGACCGGCAACUUAGCCGCAUCACAGAGAUGGUGGAGACAAAGCUGAGAGAAACGGCCAAGAGGCUGGAGCAGCAACUGGGUGAAGAGCAAGCCGCAAGAAUUGAAGCGGAAAAGAAGGUAAACGAAGUUCAGAAACGGUCGAGCGAUGAGAUUAAGAAGCUCAGGGAGAAUCUGGAGAGGGCUGAAAAAGAGACAAAGGAGCUCCAGAAAAAACUGGGAAAGUGCAUCAAUCUGUGAUGCUGAGACUGAAGCUUCAGUGAAAUCUGAUAAGGGUGUUAUUUAUUCAUGUCAAUUAUAUGGUUUUUUUUGUUUAUAACAGUAUGGUUUUAUCAUUAAAGACUGUGUUAUAAGUUUGCUUAAAUCUUCCCUAAUUAUUGAUCCAAUUCGUCCAA
Arabidopsis lyrata subsp. lyrata is the source of this 1351-nucleotide messenger RNA. Its product is annotated as immune-associated nucleotide-binding protein 9. The coding region runs from base 168 to 1196 and encodes 342 amino acids. The record is from RefSeq and is a predicted model, not a curated record. NCBI's taxonomy places the organism in Eukaryota, Viridiplantae, Streptophyta, Magnoliopsida, Brassicales, Brassicaceae. The transcript has 6 exons. Gene Ontology annotation, molecular function: GTP binding.